Molecule: messenger RNA, 1458 nt
Organism: Labrus bergylta (ballan wrasse)
Lineage: Eukaryota; Metazoa; Chordata; Actinopteri; Labriformes; Labridae
Gene: ubl7b
Product: ubiquitin-like 7b (bone marrow stromal cell-derived)
Biological process (GO): ubiquitin-dependent protein catabolic process
Cellular component (GO): cytosol
Molecular function (GO): polyubiquitin modification-dependent protein binding
Source: RefSeq, a predicted model, not a curated record
GACGCUGAGAAGUUGAAAGUCCUUUUGAUUGGUCGGCUGAAGGAAACGUCAUGCAUACCACGUGAUCAACCAGGAAGCGUCUCGAGUGUCAACAAUAAAUGGAGGAUAUGUCUUCUUCAGACUGGCAGCUGUCUUUGAAGCUGGUGGAUCAGCCCAAAUCCAUCUUCCACUUCCCUGAGAUGAUGCCAGGGGACGUUUCACCUGGAGGAUACAGAGUCGCUACUUUAAAACAACUCGUUGCAGCACAGCUCUCAGACUCAGUCCCGGACCCAGAACUAAUAGAGCUGGUACAUUGCGGGAGAAAACUUAAGGAUGAGUUAACGUUGGAUGCCUGUGGGAUUCAACCAGGAUCCACCCUACACAUCCUCAAAAAGACUUGGCCCGAGCAAGAGAGCAGUCCAGAGCCUGUGAACAGAGCAAAUGCAGCAAGGGAGUUCAGGGUGUUUCAUGCUGCUCUUCACUCUCUUAAUUCUUCCUACAGAGACUCAAUUUAUAAAAUGCUGACAAAUAAAGAGUCCUUGGACCAGAUCAUUGUGGCUACACCAGGGCUCAGGUCAGAUCCUGUCGCCUUAGGAGUGCUCCAAGACAAAGAUCUCUUCGUGCAGUUCACAGACCCCAACAUGUUGGACGUGUUGAUCAGUUCACACCCAGCCCUCGUCAAUGCCAUCAUCCUGGUCCUUCACUCUGUCGCAGGCAGUAUGCCGGCUCAGUCCAGUGCUGGCUCAUCUCGAAACGUUUCUGCCAGUUCUUACAGUGAUAUGCCAGGAGGCUUCAUGUUUGAGGGCAUGUCUGACGAUGAGGAAGAUUUCCAGACUGGGAGCCCAGCAGGUCCCUCCAGCAGAGCAGGAGCCUCAGCAGGAAUGCGUCCAGUGUCUCUGGGCCACAGCGGAGCGACAGGCCCUCGACCAAUCACACAGAGCGAGCUGGCAACUGCUUUGGCCCUCGCCAGCACACCUGACAGCAGCGCAGUCACUCCUACGACUUCAAGCCAGGCGGACCCCUCUAGUAGUGUAGCCCCUAUGCCAGCAGGGACCCCAGUCAGUAAUGAUCUCUUCAGCCAGGCUCUACAGCAAGCUCUGCAAGCCUCCAACAUGUCUGCUCUACAGGGCCGCUGGCAGUCCCAGAUGCAGCAGCUGAGGGACAUGGGGAUUCAGGAUGAGGAGUUGAUGCUGAGGGCGCUGCAGGCCACAGACGGUGACAUCCAGGCUGCCCUGGAGCUCAUAUUUGCUGGAGGCCCAGGACUCUGAGCUCAUACCUCCAUGGACAAAGGCUUUGAUGGGGGAGAAAUAGAACGUAGCUUACCAGCCUUUGCUUUGGAUAUACAGUAUACUGGUUCAUUUUAUUUGUACCCCAUUUACCCAUGUUCAUACAACCCCAUUUCAGCAGAGCUCCUGAAUGUCCAUGCCAGUGUCUGCCUGUCAGUAAAUACAAUUUUUAAUAAAUUUAUCUCAUCAAUUA